Sclerotinia sclerotiorum 1980 UF-70 is the source of this 1161-nucleotide messenger RNA. RefSeq lists its product as hypothetical. Bases 1 to 1161 code for a protein of 386 amino acids. Gene Ontology annotation, cellular component: membrane. Gene Ontology annotation, biological process: intracellular calcium ion homeostasis; calcium ion transmembrane transport. Gene Ontology annotation, molecular function: calcium, potassium:sodium antiporter activity; calcium channel activity. The record is from RefSeq and is a predicted model, not a curated record. The transcript is spliced from 3 exons. Lineage: Eukaryota; Fungi; Ascomycota; Leotiomycetes; Helotiales; Sclerotiniaceae.
AUGGCACAAUUCGAGGAUAUAGCCUUUAAUAUUGCAGCUUUCAUCAGUGGACUCUUUGUCCUUGAAUUUGGCGCUGACAAGUUCAUUGAUAAUGCCGCCAAAGUGGCAGCUCGAUUGAAUGUAUCACCGACAUUAAUUGCGUUGCUCACAUCAGGGGCAGAAUGGGAAGAACUCAUCGUGGUUGUAGCCGCCAUCUCACAGCAUCAAUCUUCACUCGGGUUUGGUAACAUCGUCGGAUCAUCCAUCUCAAAUAUUCUAGGUGCUUUUUCUCUCGGUCUCAUCUUUUCUCCCAGCUCUAUUACUUUCGAUAAGAGUUCUAGGAUUUAUACUACUAUCCUUCCCCUCAUUACUACACUCUUUUCGAUAUUUGUCCUUUUCUUCGAAUCUAUGGGGAAAAUGGUAGGAGCGAUGCUUAUCACUGCUUUUGGUGUAUAUGUCGCUUCCAUAACAUAUGCAAUAUAUAAAGGCAUUGUGGAAGCUCCGGAGGAUGACUCGGAUAGUGAUAGUGAUACUUCUUUAAAUGAGAGGGACUUUGAUGAAAUUCCUUUUGAAAAGUCACGUUCUUCCAUGCGCUCAGGUAGCACUAGAUUGCAAACCAUAUCACGCAAUCACGAUGAUUAUGAAAAUGUUCCACGGCGAGAACUUUCUGGCGAGGAACACGAGGAAAUCAGUUUGAACCCAAAUUUUAAAUCUCAGCGAAAGAUACCCCGUUCGACUCUGUAUCAUAGCGUACACCUCAUAUUAGGUCUUCUUGCUCUUUCCCUCUCCGGAUACAUUCUAUCUCAUAGUCUUACGUCUCUCGCAACGUCACUUUCCCUAUCCACUAAUGUUCUUGGCACCACCAUCCUGUCUAUCGCGACGACUCUUCCGGAAAAGCUCGUCGCCAUACUCUCCGGGAAGAGAAGACAGGGAGGAAUCAUCGUGGCGAACACAGUCGGUUCAAACACCUUUCUAUUAACACUUUGUGCAGGCAUUUUGUUUCUUGCUGGUGAUCUAGAGGCUUUAAAAGAGAGCGUGGGAAUUUUUGAAGUGGCUUGUAUGUGGGGUUCUAGUGUAAUACUUUGCGGAGUUUUAUUCGUGGGGGGUCGAAGAUGGAUGGGUUGGGGAUUGGCGGGCUUAUAUUUGGCGUUUUUGGUGGAAUUUUCGGCACGAGAUAGCUAG